GCGCAUUAUUUAUCGAGCGCAGCAGCAUCACCGCAGCCCCUUUCUCCGCACACCGCCCGACCAGGCACGGGAACCACGCUGCCCUCCCCUCCCCUCUCCUCCCCGUGCCGUCGUCCCCUCCCCACGCCGCCGUUCCCUGCUGACCCCCCUCCCCUCCGCUUCCGCCUCGUGCUGAGGAGGAGACGAGGGGCCUCCUCGAGUCCCCGCCGCCAGCUGCCGCCGCCUCCAGGUCCAGGUGGAUCCCAUCCCAUCCGCCGACCCCCAAGAGCUGCUAGCUCAGCUCCCUGAUCUGAGCUGAAAUUAGAAUUGCCUUUUUGUUCUUGUGCAGGAUCUGAACAGUCCCGGGGGCGAGCUGAUGUACGGCUCGCCGGUGUCCAAGGACCUGAACCUCCCGGUGCAGCCGCCGAUGGCCUCGUCCGGGCUGCUGAGGUACAGAUCGGCGCCCAGCACGGUGCUCGGCGAGCUCUGCGAGGACUUCCUCCCGCCGGGACCCCGCGCCGCCAGCCCUGACGCCGGCGCCGACAACGUCUUCGCCAGGUUCCUGGCCGACCACCACAUCCGGGACGACAAGCCGUCGCCGCCGCCGCCGCCGCCUGCACCCCACUUCCCGGGUGAAGCCGGCAUGGCCUCCCAGCAGCAGCAGAUGAUGUUCCAAUCCCAGCACCAGCAGCAGCAGGAGAUGGUGGACGCCAAGUCCGGGCUCUACCGCACCGUCAGCUCCGGCAUGGAACCCGCGUCCGCUGCCGCCGCCGGCGUCGGCGCCAGCAACCUGGCUCGGCAGAGCAGCUCCCCCGCCGGAUUCCUCGACAAUUUGAACAUGGACAACGGGUACGGGGCUAUGCUGAGGGCCGGCAUGAGCAUGGGCUUCAGGGACGGCAGCAGCGCCGCUGCUGCCACGGCCGACUCUCUUGCAGGUGGCGGCAGCAGGCUGAAGGGGCAGCUCAGCUUCUCAUCACGGCAGGGCUCGUUGAUGUCACAGAUCUCAGAGAUGGAUAGCGAGGAGGUCGGAGGGAGCAGCCCAGAGGCUGCCGGUGGUGGCAGGGGGUACAUCCCUGGGUACCCGAUGGGCUCCGGGUGGGAGGACUCGUCGUCGCUCAUGUCGGAGAACUUAUCUGGGAUGAAACGCCCUCGGGAUUCACUAGAGCCUGGACAAAAUGGUCUUAUGCACCAGUUCAGCCUGCCGAAGACGUCUUCAGAGAUGGCAAAUAUCGAGAAGUUCCUCCAGUUCCAGGACGCCGUGCCUUGCAAGAUCCGUGCCAAGCGGGGAUGUGCCACACACCCACGCAGUAUUGCUGAGCGGGUGAGGAGAACAAAGAUCAGCGAGCGAAUCCGAAAGUUGCAAGAACUCGUCCCAAACAUGGACAAGCAAACCAACACUUCUGACAUGCUGGAUUUGGCUGUCGACUACAUCAAGGAUCUCCAGAAGCAGGUUAAGGUGUUAAAGGAGAGCCACGCGAAUUGCACAUGCUCAGCCAGCAAGAAUCAGCAGCACUCUGAUUGAAGCCCCCUGACUCUGCCGUGUAUACUGUACAAGACCUGCAGACGUCAAGAGCAAGUUUACUCAGCAAGUCAGCAUAGAAAAGAUGUAAACACAGCUCACGUUUCUUUUGUGGGAUUUGAAUAGCAGCAGUUGGGAGGCUUGUCUACAAUGCUAUGUAGCUGUUUCUGAGCAAAGGGGCAUGGAUCAGUGGCAUCAAGUAUUCAAGUGAUAAGGAGAUGGGUGAAAGUGGGGAAACAUAGGAGAAACAAUUGUAUAGUUUGGCUGUAACAUUGCUAUAUAUACUACCCUUUUGGUAGAAAGUUAUUACUUCACCUCUUCACCUCUGCUACUAGUAGUAGCAGCUGUAAAUGUGCCGCAGAUAAAUUGUAUAAAAACCUGGAGGUGUUCAAUGGAAGCGAUGUUGUUCAACUCUAUGAACAUAUCAUUCAAUCAAUAGUCAUCCUCUACUGGGGAAUA
Molecule: messenger RNA, 1957 nt
Organism: Setaria italica (foxtail millet)
Lineage: Eukaryota; Viridiplantae; Streptophyta; Magnoliopsida; Poales; Poaceae
Product: transcription factor bHLH130
Exons: 7
Coding region: 356-1501 (381 amino acids)
Biological process (GO): regulation of transcription by RNA polymerase II
Cellular component (GO): nucleus
Molecular function (GO): protein dimerization activity; DNA-binding transcription factor activity, RNA polymerase II-specific; RNA polymerase II cis-regulatory region sequence-specific DNA binding
Source: RefSeq, a predicted model, not a curated record